Messenger RNA from Staurois parvus, 780 nucleotides. The record is from the annotation of a GenBank genome assembly. Lineage: Eukaryota; Metazoa; Chordata; Amphibia; Anura; Ranidae.
CAGGACUCCGGGCAGAGGCACAUCGGGCAGGACUCCGGGCAGAGGCACAUCGGGCAGGACUCCGGGCAGAGCAGCACAUCGGGCGGGCAGAGGCACAUCGGGCAGAGGCCCCCGGGCAGGCAGGCCCCGGGCGGGGCGGGCCCCCGGGCGGAGGGCAGGCACCGGGCCCCCCGGGGCGGCAGGCACCGGGCCCCGGGCGGGGGGCGGCAGGCACCGGGCCCCCGGGCGGGGCGGCAGGCACCGGCCCCCCCGGGGGAGCAGCAGGCACCGGGCCCCCGGGCGGGGGCGGCAGGCACCGGGCCCCCCCCGGGCGGAGCGGCAGGCACCGGGCCCCCGGGCGGGGGCAGGGGCGGCAGGCACCGGGCCCCCGGGCGGGGCGGCAGGCACCGGGCCCCCGGGCGGGGCGGCAGGCACCGGGCCCCCGGGCGGGGCGACAGGCACCGGGCCCCCAGGCGGGGCGCAGGCACCGGGCCCCCAGGCGGGGCGACAGGCAUCGUGCCCCCAGGCGGGGCGACAGGCAUCCGGCCCCCAGGCGGGGCGACAGGGCUCGGGCCCCCGGGCGGGCGGACCCCCAGGGCGAGCGACAGGCUCGGGCCCUCAGGCGGAGCGGCGGGCGCCGGACCCCCAGGCGGAGCGACAGCGGGCAUCGGGUCACCAGGCAUCAGGUCAUUUGGCUCGACAGCGGGCACCGCGUCAUCUGGCAAGGCAGUGGGCUCCGAGUCAACUGGUAUGACCGCGGGCACUGGGUCAGACAUUGGAUCGUCUGACCGGACAGCGGGC